GACGGCGACGUGGACAUCCAGCAGAGGGAGAACGCGGUGCACUCCGUCGGCGACGGAGCUGGCCUGGAGGAGCUGCCAGGCACCGACCCCGCGCCAACGGCCGCCCCGGUCGACGUGGCCGCGGAGAGCCCUACCCUCGUCGACUCGACCGCGAUGGAUCGCGGCGUGCUCGACGACGGCGGCGACGACGGCCCCUCGCUCUCCCAGGAGGUGGCACGCAUGCUCGAAGACUCGACCCCGCCCAGCCCGCCGGCCCUGGUCGGCGAGAGCUUGCCCCCGCCCAGCCAGCAGGUGGGCGCCUCGUUCGACGAGAGCUUGCCCGCGCCCAGCCAGCAGGUAGGCGAUUCGCUCGUCGAGAGCUUGCCCGAGCCCAGCCAGCAGGUAGACGCGCGGUUCGACGAGAGCUUGCCCGAGCCCAGCGAGGGCGGCGCGCUCGAAGCGCCCCCGCCCGUCGAGGCAGCCGAGGUGGAGGCCCAGGAGGUCGAGGUUGUCCCCAGCCAGGAGUCCAUGGGCGAGGACGCGAAGCAGGCCAUGAAGCUGUCCGAGGAGCAACGUGCACUGGAGGAGAAGGGGGAAGAUGCGCAGUUGGAGGAGGCGCUCAGGCAGUCAGUGCUGGUGACUUCGGCCGACCAGCUCGCCAUGACCGAGAGCACCUCCGCGGCGUUCGCGGCCGCGGGCUUCCAGAACUCCCAGGACGUGGAGACCUUGAUGUACGAUGAUGCACGCAUGCACGAGGCAGAGGAAGCAGCUGUGGCAGCGGAUCUGGAGCUCGAUCGGUCGCUUGAGCAGACCAGCCGCGGAGCCACGCUGGGCAGGAAGCCCGCGAGCACGCCGAUGCGCAACCUCACCAAACAGCAGCUCGUCGACAAGAUCGAGAUGCAGUUCAAGGUCAUCGAGGACGAGGCUAUGGCGGAGGGUGCCAACGCGCUCGACAAGGCGGCAUCGUGCAUGACCACGUUCUUCCAGGGUAGCCUCAUCCACCAGCUGCGCAGCAAGCGCGAGAAGCCCCCUGACUCCAUCGAGGCCGAGAUCACAUCGCAGGUGGCAACGGAAGCGGAGCGGAAGGAGAUGGAGGCCGAGGCAAAACUGCGGGCACACGUGGAGGCGCAGGGUUUCGAGUUUUCCACGGCCAAGAUCGCGGGGAACCCGAUGGGAGGGCGUUGGGACAGGGCCCUCAACAACGACGCAUCGUUGAAGAAGCAGUACAUGGAGACGGAAGGAUACGCCAACAAACGGGAGUUUCGCAGCAGCUGGGCGACGAAGGAGCACUUGAAGUGGCAGAAGAAGCAGAAGCGCGUCCAGGCCACCAUCCACGAGAAGAUCGAGGAGAAGGGCGGGGAGUACAUGACGAUGGGGCGCAUCGCGCACAAGCUCGGCGGCGGCUCUGUCGGCAACCGCCUCGCUUGCAGGUACUGCGGCAAGGCGGUGGUCACGGGCUGCAUCUGGGUCAAGUGGUGCGAGAUGACGGACUCGUUGAUGUUCCUGUGGACCUCCCGCAAGUUCGAGGACGUCUACACCAAGAGCUGGGCCGACUACGAGCAGCGGGCCAAGACGACGCCGACGGACGAGCAGAUCGCGGCCGACGAGGAUCAGAUCUCGCCGCCGUCGGCCGAGGCGCAGUGCGCGCCGAACCAGCCCACCGCCGCGCUGGUCGACGGGGCGCCGCCGCCGCUCACCAAGAGCGCCCCCCUGGAGUCGGGCGAGAAGGCCGCCUCGAGGAAGGCCGUCGCGAAGAGGGCCGACAAAGGCGGCGACGGGGCCCCGGUGGAGGGCGGGGAGAGCGCCGACGGGGAGGCCGCCAGGAAGAAGCCGAAGCCAGCCCCGGCGCCGCCAUGGUUGGUGGACUUCCGCAAGCUGCGGACGCAGUACAGUUCGUGCAAGAGCCAG
Messenger RNA from Prorocentrum cordatum, 1887 nucleotides. NCBI's taxonomy places the organism in Eukaryota, Dinophyceae, Prorocentrales, Prorocentraceae. The record is from the annotation of a GenBank genome assembly.